This is a messenger RNA of Pungitius pungitius (ninespine stickleback), 2034 nucleotides long. RefSeq names its product probable flap endonuclease 1 homolog. Gene Ontology annotation, cellular component: nucleus. Lineage: Eukaryota; Metazoa; Chordata; Actinopteri; Perciformes; Gasterosteidae. Gene Ontology annotation, molecular function: magnesium ion binding; 5'-flap endonuclease activity; DNA binding. The record is from RefSeq and is a predicted model, not a curated record. The coding region runs from base 162 to 1208 and encodes 348 amino acids. The transcript has 11 exons.
UUGAGUCAUCGCUGGAGAGAGACAGAGAUUCUUAAAGUACAACAGAGGUCCGUUUAAACAACGGAAGAAGUUCGGCCACAAACAGCGAUCGAUUUGGAUCGAACUCCACGUGUUUGUUGUUGUCUCCUACUUGAAGUUUCAUAAGGUCGCCGUGCGGCACGAUGGGAAUCACUAAACUGGCCGAUUUGAUCCGCCGUCAAGCUCCCGAUGCCAUUUCUCACAAGGAUAUCAUUGACUACUCGGGGAAAGUAAUCGCACUGGAUACCUCUGUUGUUAUGAACCAGUUCCGUGCGGCCACACCUUUACUCAGCCCCCUGACAGGCCUCUUCUUCCGCACACUCACCUUCCUGGAGCAUGAUAUUAAGCCAGUCUUUGUGUUUGACGGGAAGCCUCCAAAGGAGAAAGCACCUGUUCUGGAGAAGAGAGCUAACACAGCUGGUUGGAGAUCAGCCAACCUUACAGGCGCAGCAUCAUCCCAGACCACCGAUUGUCUCCAGCUCCUGAAGCUUCUCGGUGUACCUGUCGUCCAGGCUCCAGGAGAUGCUGAGGCACUGUGCGCCUGGCUGGUGAAAGAGGGCACUGUGGACGCUGUGGCAUCAGAGGACAUGGACACACUGCCAUUUGGAGCCAACAUUCUGAUUCGCCAGCUAAAUGCCAAGAAGGACAGUGAGAUUGUCGAAUAUUCUUUAACCAAGUUAUUAGAGAAACUACAAAUGAGUCACGAGGAGUUUGUUGACCUGUGCAUUCUUCUGGGCUGUGACUACUGUGACAAGAUGACCGGUUUGGGUCCAAGCAGAGCUCUGACAUUGAUCCAGGAGCACCGUACUAUUGAGAAUGUGGUUUUGCAUGUCAACAGAAAGACUCAUCCCGUGCCACAAAUGUGGGGGUACAAAGAAGCACGGAAGAUAUUCUUGGAUGCACCACAGACAGAAGCUCCUGAGCUCACCUGGACUGAGCCUGAUGAAGAAGCCUUAGUUGGCUUCCUCUGUCACGUCAAACAUGUUAAGGAGGACAGGGUCCGCAAGCGAAUGGUGAACUUCCGUCAAGCGCGGGAAAGUAAUCGGAAGGAGAGAGAAAAGGAGAAGGCAGAAGGAUGCAGCCGGCAGUCUCGCAUGGAGGACUUUUUUAGAGUUACCAGAAAGAGGGCGCAGCCCAUCACAGCUGCAGACACUUUAAGCAGCAACAGAAAGAGACCAAAGUCAAAAUAGGAAACCAUUCCACCAUCCACGUUUGAAGAUUUUUAAAUCAAAUAAUUUCCAAACAGUAUGCCAUCUCAAACAGAUGAUCGUGUGAUGCAGCUCUUGAAUUUCUGACAGGAGUUUUUUUUCUUUACUAUACAUGUUGCUUAAUUCCUGUGCUGAUGAAGACUUUGCCAACAUCCAUGUCAGUGACUGAAUUCCAUGUAUUUGGAUGUAAUCUUCUGUACAGAAAAUAAUUGAAAUAGGACAAUAGUUUAGAGGCAGCAGCUUUAAACUUUGAAUCAUGGUUUUGUAUUGGAAGAAAACUCUUUUCCGUUUUUCCAAGUGCCUUGUCAAUCAAUUUAAAAGAAGAAAACAAAAGUCUUGCAAGACAUUGACUUCAAAUCUUUUUUCUUUUUUUUAAUGGAGGGGGGGGGGCCUCUGGUCCUAGCAGCAGUGUCUGCUUUAAUGAAGCAGUGUUUACUGAGCAAUUCGUCGGUGUAUCCAGCAGUUUCCUGCAAAGCUACCAAGACAGUCAGAGCGGGCGGUGGACGGCUAUGAAAGAGAACAUUGUAAUCACUGCCACAGAGUCCUUCCUCCGAGCCAAAACUAAAGACAGGGGAUGCCUCUUCACCAGAUAUUCAAUGAGCACCUGUGGUGGAAAGAGUGCCAAGGCAGAGACCAAAGACUUGAAUUUUAAAACAUUUGUGGUGACGAGUUAAAAAAGAGAUGGCAAAAUGUUUAAAAUCAUGUGAAGAAAAGUUUGUAUUUUGGAAAUACCACAAAACAUUGACCUAUGUUUCGCUUUUUUUUGUAUGUACUGUUCUUGGCUAUUUUUAAUUAAAAAUACUGUUAA